Molecule: messenger RNA, 2255 nt
Organism: Copidosoma floridanum
Lineage: Eukaryota; Metazoa; Arthropoda; Insecta; Hymenoptera; Encyrtidae
Product: angiogenic factor with G patch and FHA domains 1
Molecular function (GO): protein binding; nucleic acid binding
Source: RefSeq, a predicted model, not a curated record
UACCUAUAAGUACCCUAAAUAUUUUUUACACAUUAUGGCAUUUCUGUCUUAAAUAUAUACUUAAUUUUUAUUGGUUUGCAUCGUUGAUCUGUCGUGUCGUCUGCAUGUAUUUAUCUUUACUAUUAAGAAAGUUUGUCAAACAAUGAUGUUUAUGAUAUUUAUAUAAGUGUAAUUGAGUAAUCGAUGCCACGUUUACUUGCAUUGUUUUAAACUGCUACUAAAAACGAAAUUUUUUCAUUGGGAUGUGCGCCUGUAUUUAGAGUAUUUUUUCAGGCAGGUAUACCGGUAUACGUGUGCAGUAGAAGAUGACAGCAGGACAUUUAAAUUUCGUUAUCGAAAGAUAACAGUAACGUUAACUGUUGAAACCUCAAAAAGUAACAAUUUGCACAAACAUUUGUUAAGUUUUCAAAAACGAUGGAAGAAAGUUCAAAUGAUGCUGACACAAAAAUCGUAGAAGUUCACGAUUAUUCUGCUGAACUUGCAGACUAUCCACAUAUUAUUGAGUACAUUAAAAAACUUGAGGAAAAAUCGAAAUGUCAACACGAUAUCAUCCAAGAUCUAAAAAAAAAGUUGGAUAAUCAUGAAAAAGAGGACAGAUCUUUCAAGAGUAACUUUGUAGAUACUGGAACUCAAACUAAUAUGCCGGAUUGUAGUAUAAAACCAGUGUCGCAAGAAUGGGUCAUAGGUGACGAAAAAGAAGCUAAAAGCAUAUUAGAGCAAGUAACUCAAGUUGCGGAAUCAGCUGUGCUGCAAACAGGUUUUGUUUAUGAUCAUACUACUGGGUUAUAUUACCACCGUGAUACCGGAUAUUACUAUGAUCCGAAUUCCAAAUUAUACUAUAAUGGGAAUACAAGAACGUAUUACUAUUACGAUGAAGAAAGUAAAUCUUAUAAGUUUUAUAGCCAAUUACCUGAAAACUCAAGUGAUCUAGUCAACAAAGUAAGGAAGAAAAAAAAAAUCAAGAAGGCCAAAAAAAAGAUUGAGGUAAUUGCUUUUUUAAGUUAUGCAUUCGUUUAUUUAAAUUUAUGUAAAUCUUUGCAGAAAAUAACGAAAAAAACAAAGUUGUCAUCAGAAGAAAACAGUGGAUCAGAGUCUGAAAAACACAAAUGUUCUGAUGAUGACUCGGAAGAAGAAGGGCAGCUGCCUACCAGUUCUAGUGAAGAUGAAUCCUAUGAAGAUAGUUAUUCCUCAUCCAACAGCGAUUGCGAAACUAAAAAAGAUGAAGAUCUAGCAAAAACUUAUCCGCCAUGUAUGAGGGUGAUUGUGAAAGAAACAAAUUUAACGAAUUUAAAAGUAGGAUACUUAUUCAUUGUUACUUACAUGGGUGGUUCCAUAGGGAGAGAAGGCGAUCAUUCGAUAAUUAUACCGGACAUAAAUGUGAGCAAGCAUCACGCUAAACUACAGUACAACGAUUCAAAAAAGGUAUAUGAAAUUAUUGAUCUUGGUUCGAGAAACGGAACCUUACUCAAUGGCAAAAGACUUUCGGUUGCAAAAAACGAAUCCGAGCCAAGUGAAAUAGUUCAUGGCUCCAUAAUACAAUUGGACCAAACUAAGCUUCUAUGCCACAUACACAAUGGCAAUGAUACAUGUGGCCAUUGCGAGCCAGGUCUUUUGCAACUGGAAUCCGUGGUGGAGCAAAACAGUGUAUCUCUGAAAACACAGUACAAAAAGGAAUUAAAACGCUUGAAAUCUAAAUUCGGCAUAGAAGGAGAUAAUAUAAAAAAAGCAAGUACUUUGGCUGUUGGAUACCAAGACAGAGCACUAUCAAGGCGAGAAACUGUUGGUUCAUACAAUGAUGACAGCAAGAUUCAACAGAGUUCUCUGUAUGAGCUGAUAUCAAAAGACAACAUGGGCUUCAAAAUGUUGUUGAAAAUGGGCUGGAAGGAAGGAAAAUCUCUGGGGAAAAAUGGCGUCGGCAUAACAGAACCGGUGCCUCUGCAUUCGAAUGUCGAUGGAGCCGAACUGAGUGCGAGUAAUCAGAUUAAUAGAAUCAACGUCGACUCCAACACUAAGAAAAGACGAGCCAUCCAGAAAAAGACUCAGCAACGCUUCAAAGAAUCCUGUUUAUAAAACGAAUCGAUUUUGCAAUGUAUAUUAUUUUAUUCUGAUUUUAAAUUGAAAAGUUUACCCGAAAAUCAAUUAAUUAUUGUUAUUGUUGGAAAAAAAAGAAAAAAGGAAUGUCCGGAUGUUCGAAUAUUGUAACGAUGGCGAUAUUUUUACAAUCCCAACCAAUCAUGUUUUAAAGUUAAGAGUAA